Messenger RNA from Motacilla alba alba, 2287 nucleotides. RefSeq names its product MAF bZIP transcription factor A (gene MAFA). The coding region runs from base 38 to 904 and encodes 288 amino acids. Gene Ontology annotation, cellular component: nucleus. The transcript has a single exon. NCBI's taxonomy places the organism in Eukaryota, Metazoa, Chordata, Aves, Passeriformes, Motacillidae. The record is from RefSeq and is a predicted model, not a curated record. Gene Ontology annotation, molecular function: RNA polymerase II cis-regulatory region sequence-specific DNA binding; DNA-binding transcription factor activity, RNA polymerase II-specific. Gene Ontology annotation, biological process: regulation of transcription by RNA polymerase II; retinal rod cell development.
CCCGGGGGCUCCCCCCCCGGUCCCUCCAUGGACUGAGAUGGCCUCGGAGCUGGCCAUGAGCGCGGAGCUGCCCACGAGCCCCCUCGCCAUCGAGUACGUGAACGAUUUCGACCUGAUGAAGUUCGAGGUGAAGAAGGAGCCGGCGGAGGCGGAGCGGCUGUGCCACCGUCUGCCCGCCGGCUCCCUGUCGUCCACCCCGCUCAGCACGCCCUGCUCCUCCGUGCCUUCCUCGCCCAGCUUCUGCGCUCCCAGCCCCGGUGGGCAACCGGCCCCCGGCCCCCCGGCUACCACGGCCGCUUCCCUGGGCUCCAAACAGCAGCUGGAGGAGCUGUACUGGAUGUCGGGUUACCAGCAUCACCUCAACCCCGAAGCUCUCAACCUGACGCCGGAGGACGCGGUGGAGGCGUUGAUCGGUGCCCCUCACCAUCAUCAUCACCACCACCAAGGGUACGAGCCCUUCCGACCCCAGCCCUUCGGGGGUGAGGAGCUGCCGCCGGCCGCCCAUCACCAUCCCGGCCACCACCAUCAUCAUCAUCACCACCUACGCCUGGAGGAUCGGUUCUCCGACGAUCAGCUCGUGAGUAUGUCCGUGCGGGAGCUGAACCGGCAGCUGCGGGGCUUCAGCAAAGAGGAGGUGAUCCGCCUCAAGCAGAAGAGGAGGACCUUGAAGAACCGGGGCUACGCUCAGUCCUGCCGCUACAAGCGGGUCCAGCAGCGGCACAUCUUGGAGAACGAGAAAUGCCAACUGCAGAGCCAGGUGGAGCAGCUCAAGCAGGAGGUGACCCGCUUGGCCAAGGAAAGGGAUCUGUACAAAGAAAAAUAUGAGAAGUUGGCCGGCCGGGGCUUCCCGCGGGAGCCCUCCCCAUCCGCCGCCCCGAAAGCCACCGCUGACUUCUUCAUGUGAGCCGGGCUGGUGGGAUGGGGUGGGAUCCCCUUUUUUGGUUUUUGUCCUCAUGCGGGGAGAGCAAACCCGCCGCUUAUAUUUAAAAAGAGAAAAAAAAAAAAAAAAAAAAAAAAAAAGAAAAAAAAUUAAUAUUAUGAAGUCUCCACUGAAAUUUUGGGGAGGGGAAGUUGAACUCCUUCCCUCCCACCACGCACCCACCCAUCGGGACUCGGGGUGGGGGGUCCCGGGGUGGGGGAGUGGGGGGGCAGCCCUGCAUGCGGGACGUGUACGGCCACCCGCCCCCCUUCCCGGGAGCAUCAGCGCCAUCCAGGUGGCUUCUCCCCACCUUUUCCUGCGGGUUUUCCCCUCCACUGGGAUUUUUAUUCUUCGAGGGAUCCCCACGGGUCGGCCGGGGGGGUCCCCGGCAGCGCUGCGCCCUGCCCGGCCCCCUCCGCCCACCCCCCAUUCCCGGCCGGCAAACCUGAGCCACAUUUAACUUAUUCACCCUUGUAAAUAUGUAGAAUAUUAGUUCGUUUUUUGCCUUUUUUUUUUCCUUUCUUUUUUUUUUUUUUUUUUUUUUUUUUUUUUUCCUUGAGCCUAUAUUUUGCUUGGUGAUUUACGAGAAAAAGAAAACGAACAAAAAAAAAAUGAAAAAGCAACAAAAAAACCCUAAAAUCCUUUAGAAAAGAGAAAAAAAAAUUACACGAGUCUUAAAAGUUUGUAUGUAAUAGCAUGCAAAUAAUAUCCGAGUUAAUUUAACGAUGUUGGGAAGAAGCCGAAUGCACUAUAUACAGGAAUCGAUUGGGUGAAAUAAUACUGUUUUAUAGAGAUUUAAAAUUAUCUAUGCUCUUAAAAAUAGUGGGGAGGGGCGGGAGGGGAAGAGGUAACAAUUUUAGGGUGACCUGAAAGGCAAUAUAGUAAUAUAUGGACUGCAAACGGUUGGCUGCUAUCUCACUAUGCACCAGAUUUAUUUAUUAACCCUCGGGAAACGGAAAAAUCUUAUUUUAACCUCGAUGUUUGGAGAAAAAGGAAAAAAAAAUACCAGACGGCAAGAAAAUGCACAUUAUUUGUUGUGGAAACAAGAGGAAAAAAAAAAAAAGGAUUAAGAAUUCGUGCAAUCGUUGGAGCGAAAGCGGGACCGAUCCUGCGCGGAGGAGCGGGGCGGGUUUGUUUGUUUGUUUGUUUUUUUUAAAACGAGUUGCUUAUUUAAAAAAGGAGAAAAAAAUUUAAAAAAACAAAUUUUGGGGAGGGGGGGUGAACAAAAGGGUCCUGCGGACAAAGCGAGCUUGGGAGCCUGGUGCAUUUUAGGGACUGAUCGUGCGAAGCGUUUUUAACGACCUGUUGUUUCGAUUUGUGACGGUUUUAAUGAUGUUGCAUCAAGAUAAAAACUUAUAUUCAACUAGA